AUGAGUGAGUAUGAGGCUCUCGCACCUUGGCAAGGGUUGCAGGGGAUUCCAUUCCGACUGGGGGCUGCGGGUUCGGCGAUCAGCGUACGGCCGGCCGUCUGUGAGCAACUGGAGCACUGGAGAAUUCUCCUCCCCCACGCGCACGCGGCGAUGAUGGUGAUGAUCCUAUGCCCCCUGUCCUGCCCUGUCCGUCUCGUGAUUGGGGAAUUUCCCGACGUCCCCGAUCCAAUGCUCGAUCCAAACACGGAGUUCGAAACUUUUUACUUUCUGCCUGGUACUCUCUCUCCCUCUCACAGCUCGUUCUCGUUGUUUUGCUUCACCAGGGAGUACAGUCACGUAAUGUAG
This is a messenger RNA of Colletotrichum lupini, 345 nucleotides long. RefSeq lists its product as uncharacterized. Bases 1 to 345 code for a protein of 114 amino acids. The record is from RefSeq and is a predicted model, not a curated record. The transcript has 2 exons. NCBI's taxonomy places the organism in Eukaryota, Fungi, Ascomycota, Sordariomycetes, Glomerellales, Glomerellaceae.